Messenger RNA from Cryptosporidium muris RN66, 3651 nucleotides. RefSeq lists its product as uncharacterized. The transcript has a single exon. The record is from RefSeq and is a predicted model, not a curated record. NCBI's taxonomy places the organism in Eukaryota, Apicomplexa, Conoidasida, Eucoccidiorida, Cryptosporidiidae. The coding region runs from base 1 to 3651 and encodes 1216 amino acids.
AUGAAUUUUGGAUAUUUUCGGAUUAUAUUGUUAUUUCUAGUUGUAAUAGCUGUACCUUCCCAGUGCAUGGAAGUAGGUGAAGAAAACAAUACAAUAAGCUUAGAGAAAGAAAUUGUAAAUGUAAAUACAACUGAAAACAACUCAGAAAUUAACAAGAUAGUUAAUGAUGUACGAAAAGAUCUGAGUUCUCCUUUGGUGCAGAGAAUUCUUAAUGGAAUCAGAGACUUUUUUAAUGAAAUAGGUAAACUAAUUUUGUUACUCUGGAGAGAGAUAGAAAAGAGUAUUAAUAAACCAAUUGUAAAUAGUCAAUUUACUGGUAAUAAUAGUAAUGAUGAAGUAGAUGCGAAUUAUAAUAAAUUAAACCGAGUUUUAUUAGACUUAGUCAGAUUUCAAAAUUCAUCACUUUUGGAAGACAAAGAUACAAAUUUCGCUUUAAAAACUACUUCUGGACAUCCAUCAUCUAAUAUGAAAAAAAAAUAUUUGAAUAAUUUUCAAGAGGAAGAAGAAUUAUUAUCACCAAUAGUUCUAUCAUUAGUUUAUAUUGGACUUUUUAUAACCUGUUGGAUUAUUGCCUUUAUAAGGGAUAGAGUAGACUGGAUCAGUAUUUAUAAAAGACCACAUACUGUAUAUCUUCAACAAAUACCGAAUAAAAUUAUGUAUGAAAAAAAAGUUCCAUUAAUUGAGAGACAGAUGAUAUUACCAUGGAUAUAUGUUCCGUCUGUAAAUGUGACAGUAGGUCAUAUUAGAAUAAUCACAAUGGUGAUUCAAACAAUUUUUUUUCCUGUUUCAAUAGUUUAUUUAAUAUUAUCGGGAUUCAAAUAUCAAUAUUAUAACUUUGGACUUUUACAUAAUAAGCUUAAAGAACUUUAUGAUAGUUUGAUAGAUAAUAAUUUGUAUCCUAAUUAUUACUAUAUAAUUGGUUUCAUAACAUCAUCUAAAGAUAUAGAGAACAAAAAAAAACUUGGGAAAAUUAUGGAUAAUACUACAGUUCAGAUGUACAAUAAUUGGCUUGAUCAAGAAAGCUUGCUACUAUUAAAUGUUGUCCGGGAGUUAAAAUAUACAGAUGAAACAGAGAAUUUUCCUACUUCUUUUCAGGUACACAAAUGGAGUGAUGAUUUCUGGUUUAGGUUAGAUUCUGCCAAUGUAAAUAGAAUUGUAGAACUAUUACCUAGAAUAGCUUCUAUUAUCUUACUUACAAAAAUUCAGUCUAGGGAACCAGUAUCCUUAGAUUAUUUAAGAAGGGUAAAAAUGUACAUGAUUGGUAUAGAAAAUCAGGGUAUUUAUGUACGUGAUUGGUUAAAUAAAAAUAUUAAGCAAAAUAAUCCAAAACUGUGCAUACCAUUUAAUUGGAUACCAAGAAAACCUAUUGGAUCAAUUAAUAUAUUAUUACAUAAUGAUGGAAUUAAUGUUCUAAUAGAGGAGUAUCGUAAAAGAAUUGGAAUUUAUGCAGAAGCAUCAAUACAACUGUUUUUUGAUACAAAAUCAAAUAAGGCUGCAAAUGUUGAAUGUUAUCUUUGGUUUUCAGAUGAGAUGCAAAGUUUGUGUAUACAUCCUACAAUUCUUUGUAAUUGUACAAAGGGAAUAGAUGCUUUAGAUUGGUUUGGACCAUUUGGAUUUAUACCAUUUGAGACAAUUAUCUCUACCCCUCAAAUAGAUACUAUAAAUGGGACUAUUACCCUUAUGAGAAAAAAGAAAGCAAUAUUUUUUGAUAGAAUUGAUAAAAAUCUCUCAGUAAGUUCGCAGGUAUUUUCAACUAUACAAUCUGAGUAUUUGUUACCUUCAAUCCAAUUUUCAAUGAUAAAUAAUAAAGAUGAAAUAUUAAAUGUUACAACAAUACUGAACAAGUUUAGAUAUAAUUCUAGAACAUAUUGCAAACCUAUUGGAAAUUUGAGUAUCUCUACAGAAUCAACAUGUUCUUUUGAAAGUGUUUUAACUAAAGUCUCAUAUUUACCAAACAGUGUUAUGAAAUCUAAUACAAAUGACGUCUUCUGGGGUGAUAAAUUAAAUAUAAAAUCAAAUUUAGGAACUCAAGAUUAUUUAUUUGACAAUAACUCUUAUUUUUGGGACUUUGAUAUGCCUGUACCAUUUACAGCAGUCCCUGUAAUAAUUAAUGGAGUUUUAACAUAUUUAUGGCUAAAUUAUGAUUCUCUUUUAUUGUGUAUACAGAGAAAGGAUAAGGCAAUUCAAGAAGAUUGUAACCAGCAAGAUAACUCAAAUAGUGCUACUGAUGAAAGUAUUCAAUGUUCAACAGAUAAUAAUACUAUAUCUUUGACUCAACUCAAAACAUUUGAUAAUAGGUUUCAAAUAGAAAGUUGUUCAAGCACUCCAAAUUCAGAUUUUAAUUUUGAGGUUAUGGAAGCUGAAAAUAUUAGUAAACAAAAAGAUCCUGAUUCAUCUUUGACAAAUGAAAAAAUAAUAAAUAAUGUUAAAGUAGAAAAUCUUAAUAAUGAAACACAAUUACUUAAAGGAGCUAAUAUAUGGAAACCAUUCAAUCCAAGCCUAACAAAGAUACUAAGUAUUUAUACAAGUAACAAGAUAGUGAAUUUACAUCCAAUAUAUGGGGUUCCAGGAGUUUUAGGAUCGGUGAUUUGCACUAGAGGUUAUGCUAUUGGGUCAAUAGUUAAUACUAGAAUUUUAACAGAUUCAAUUGAAGAAAUUCCAGAAGAAUAUAAAAAAUUUAUAGAAGCUCAGGUUUUAUUGACUUUUGAGGGUGGGUUUGUAUUAAAAAUAUCUACUUUUACUCUUGGAAUGGCUAAUGCAAUUAAAUCUAAUUUGGAUGAAAUACUUAAAAAUAUGGAAGAUUCAGUAAUGAAUUCAACAAAAUAUUUAACUGAAUCUACUAAUGAAAAAGAAGUAUUAUCUAAUAUUAAUAAUUUAGCUUCUACAUUAUUGUCAAAUGGUAUAAGUCCUCCUGAUAUUGCUUUACGUAGCCAAAAAUUAUUUGAAUUUCAAUCUCAAUCCUUUAAAGCAAGCCUUUUUAAAUUCUUUAUGGAAUUUCAUCCAGUAUCAGGUAGUCUAAAUUGGAACUCAGCAUCUCCAAGAAUAUAUCGUUGGCUAUCAUAUGUUACUAGUUCUACGAUUGCACACUUUUUUACUUUCUAUAUGCUUAGUAUAAUGUCAAGAAGGCAUCCCAUAUGGAAUGGAAUUAUAGUUGGUUAUCUAGCAUAUUUUAUAUUGAAUAUUUGUAAGUCAAUUUUAAACAAAUGCAUGAAUUUCCCAUGUAUUCUACAAACAAUGAAUAUUAGGCAACAAGCAGCUCAUAUGCAUUAUCGUUUAUGGAUUAAUUGGAUAUCAUUCAGUACUUCAAUAUUAUUAUUUAUCAUUUUAACUAUCCUAACUAUACUACAGUCUAUAAAGCAAGAAAAUAAUACAGUUACAUCAAAUAGUAUUCUGCUUAAUGAAAUGUACUUUGCUAUUGGUACAUGGAUAGCUGUUUUAGUUCUAUCUGCAUUGUCUCUCAUUUUACAACCUCUAUUUUUGGCUUUGAUACAUGCAAUUUUAAUUUAUAUAUCUCAGAACUACAAUUAUUUAGAUGGCAUUAUGGUUAAAAUGAAAUAUAUUAGAUCAUCUGAAGUUACAAAGACUGGUUACUUUCCUGUAAGACCUGAUGGUAUAAUUAAGAUACAAAAUAAUAUUUACAACAGAUAUUAA